AUGGGAACGGUGGAUAUGGAUUGGGAUGUGGUGAAUGAGGUGGCAACAACGUGUGGUACCGACAGGCGCACAACUUCCCGUGUCAUCAGUCUCUUCAACUCUGGUAACACUCUCCCCUUCAUUGCACGCUAUCGUAAGGAGGCGACAGGAAAUCUGGAUCCUGAUGCUCUGCGCGCUAUUAAGAACAAGCUAUCGCAAUGCAAGGAAGUAAUUGAGAAGGUGGAUCAUGCCUAUACCCACCUCUCCGCCAAGGGCCUCAUGACAGAUGACUUGAUGGCCAGUCUGCGUCAAUGCAGAACAACAAGUGAUGUUGCCCUGAUAACUGAGCCCUUUAAGGACUCCGCUCCAAAGUCACUUGCUGCGAGAGCACGUGCGGCGGGACUGGAACCUGUGGCUUGUGCUGUUUUUCGACUCCACAAGAGUGUGGACUUUGGUACUGCUCUUGCCGGUAUGACUGCUGCUGAGGUGGAGGCAGGAGUGUUGAAUAUCAUGGCGGAGUCGAUUUGCAAGGACUUUGACGUCUUGAGGACUGCAGAACAUCUUUGCUUUCAGGUUCCUCCCACCAUCAUAACCACUCGGACGACGCAAAACCGUUCAUCUCCCUCAAAUUUCAACCUUGAGAAGGAUCUAGUCACUUUCAAGGCCUUCUUCGACUUCACCAUGGCUUUCAACCGUAUUCCGCCUCACAAAGUGUUGGCGAUCAAUCGUGCAGAGGAACGCAAGAUCAUCCGUGUAAAGGUGGAGUUUUCUGCUGUCUUGAUUGGGCGGAUACGUGACGCUGUUGGGCAGCGAUUCCUGCUCAACAUACAUCCCUCACAUCACAAACUCUUUUGGGCUGCCUUUGAGGACGGCUGGAAGCGACUCAUGAAACCUUGCCUCACACGCAAACUCCGGUCGCGCAUCACUUCUGUCGCACAGGAGGUCUCCCUUAACGUCUUCGCAGACAAUCUGCGCCGUAUUCUCAUGACUGCGCCUUUGCGCAACGCUCCAUUGCUCUCUGCAGGCGAUCUCAACGCUACUGCCUCUUCCUUAUCAUCGAAUCCCCGAGGGCGACAGCGACGUCGGCUCUCACCCGAUGUCAUCUCUGCCAGUCUUGGUGCCCCCGGUGACCGGCUCCCCGUCCUCGGCAUGGAUCCUGGCUGGCGCUAUGGUACCAAAUGGGCAGCUUGUGAUCCCCUUGGUGAUGUUCUUGCGACUGGUGUCAUUCAUGUAACUUUGGAUCAGGAUAAUCGAAAUCAUAAAUAUCACGGUGGUCAUACCAAUAAAUACAACAGUGAUGAAGUUCAGACGCUUGUUCGUGCUAUGCGAGAUCACGGAAUUUACACAAUUGCCUUGGGUAAUGGGCAAGCCUGUAGACAAACUGAGCGUUGGUUGACACAAGCAGUUUCCGAUGGUCUGUUCUUACCACUGGAAGUGCGCUACGCUAUUGUGAACGAGGCGGGUGCCUCUACCUACUCCACCUCGCCGCUAGCUGCUGCCGAAUUGCCUGGGCUCGACGUGACACUUCGGGGAGCAGUAUCUAUUGCGAGACGACUACAGGACCCCUUGGCGGAGAUGGUGAAGGUGGCACCCCAGCACCUAGGCGUAGGCAUGUAUCAGCACGACCUCCCCUUGCGUCGACUUCAGGCGGUGGUGGAAGGCGCGAUGGAAGAAUGCAUCUCCUUCGUCGGCGUCGAUGUUAACACGGCUCAGUUGCAUGUUCUGGCGCGCGUCGCAGGUCUGUCCCGCAUUAAGGCCCAGGAGAUUAUCAACUAUCGCAUGCUUCAUGGGCGAUUCCGGUGUCGCAAUGAGCUACGCAAGGUGCGAGGUAUUGGACCCAGCACCUUCGCACAGUGCGCUGGCUUUUUAAGGGUCAAGCCGGAGUUUUCCAUAAAUACAAUGGACUCCUCCAGGGACGUCGAAUUCAUUUCCCUCUGUACCGAUGACGAAGGCGAAGAUACUGCAGCUGAUGGGGGGAACGAUGAUGUGGAGAUGAAGGUUAUUUCUACCAGUAGGAAGCGCAGCCGUCUCGUUACUAUGGACACGUCCCCCAUCACUAAGGUCCCACGAAUUCGGCAGCCCCAACCAGAUCCCGACGAUUUCUCUUUCAAUCCCCUUGACCAAACUGCUAUUCAUCCUGCCUCCUACCACUUACACCUCUCAGUUGCGUUACCUGUUGCCGCAUCUAUCCCUUACAGCCUCAUUCAUCAUUUUAAGUACGAGAUCAGUGAUGUGGGUAGCAUGGCUCUCCGCAACAGAGCCAAAGCUCUUUUCGCUUCGCCCAACCGCGACGCGAUAUUGACUCAGUUCACUACGGAGGAGUUUGGGUUGGAGACAGUGCGAGACAUUCUUGACGCCCUUUGUCGUCCUUUAGACUUCGAUGAACGGGAAGAUCGUUUUGCGCCGAUGUUUCGCUCCUCCGUGAUGUCCAUAGCUAACCUACAACCGGGUGUGGAGGUGACUGGUCGUGUAGAUAAUGUGACCACUUUCGGUGCCUUUGUGGACAUCGGGGUAGAGGAGGCAGCUCUUGUCCCUCUCCGACACUUUCCCCCUCUCUCUUCCUCCAAUCUGACUAUCAGAAGCUCGAAUUUCACUAGUCUUGGCGGCAUCUGUGGAGGUAGCGAGUGCAGCGUCCUCCAGAAACUGAGUCUCCAACUAGGAGAUCGGAUCAGGGCUAAGGUGGAUACAGUGUGUGUAAAAACCAAACGCAUUAAUCUUCGAGACGUUCGCCUAAUCCUGCGAUAA
This is a messenger RNA of Hydatigera taeniaeformis, 2724 nucleotides long. NCBI's taxonomy places the organism in Eukaryota, Metazoa, Platyhelminthes, Cestoda, Cyclophyllidea, Taeniidae. The record is from the annotation of a GenBank genome assembly.